Molecule: messenger RNA, 2205 nt
Organism: Trichoderma breve
Lineage: Eukaryota; Fungi; Ascomycota; Sordariomycetes; Hypocreales; Hypocreaceae
Exons: 1
Coding region: 1-2205 (734 amino acids)
Source: RefSeq, a predicted model, not a curated record
AUGGCGGCAUCUGUUGGUUCAAGAUUUCUCACACCCUGGGUGGGGGACCAAAACCCUCCUCCAUCACCACUUGCUUCGAAUCCCGUCAUUUUCCGUCGGUAUAGCACUGGUAUCGAGUUGUUGGACAAAAAAGACAGGAGAUCAUCCGUGAUUGACCCAGUCAUGGCGUUGAAGAAUUUGAGAAGCUCUUAUCACGGAAAGGGCAAUGGCCGCGGUGUUGAUGAUCUAGAAGAUCGUCCUCGCAAUCGAAUGAAUCAUCAUGGCAGAGAUGAUACUACGAGUUUAGCCGAUUUCUUGAAGAAUCACGAACCCCCAUCGAGCAGCUACAUGUCCGUUCCCUUUGGUCACGCAGACGACAAGGAUCGGGAGUCGAAAUGGUCAAAAUUCAUGGCCAUGAAGCGAAGAAGUAAAUCGGUUCCCAGGCCUCCCCAAAACAUUCAGCUACCAGACUCGGCAGUGUCAGGCGUCACCAUUGGAGGACACCGGCACAUCGCCAUCUCGAUCCCUCUCGAGGCCAUGCCUUUUGCUUCCGACUCAAUAACACAAAAUCCUGCCAAUGUGAAUAACAACACCGGUGCAAGGGUUGGGGGAACAAGGAAUGAGUAUGCAACUCUCCCACGAAACUUUGCCGUCCAGACACAUUCCGGGGAAAAUGGCACCAUCACUGUUUUCCCCACUGCGACUGAUGAGGCUUCUCCAUUGCCUCAGGCCCCUUCCACACAGCGUUCCAGCCUUUUGUCACAGCAGUCCAUCUCAUCGAGCUUGGAUGAGAGGAGUAACUAUACGCAAAGCACUAUAGGAAGCCACCACAAAUCCAGCAGUCAAUCCACGGGGUACUCGACAGAAGGAUCUAUGGGGCCAAGUGCCAGGAACCAAGCGAAGAACAAGCCACCAGGUUACGUCAGUAUAUUUCCAAAGAUUACUGACCCACCGCACAUUAACGCGCAAGGAAUGGUUGUUUGGGGACCUCCGAAGAGCCCGGCCAGGCCAAACAACCAGCAGCGUCCGGCAAGACCCUCAAGCAUGGUUGUUCCUACCGGCCCGAGGCACCGUCACCCUGCACACUCGGCAUCCAUUGAUGGUCUGUUGAGCGUAGUCAAAGACGUCGAGACCGUUCGGGACGGAUACAAUAAGAAGCCGCUUCCGAAGCCACCGGGGAAGGCUGACUCUCGGGCUAAGCAGCAAUACAAACCAGGCAUCGGAUUUCCCUCUCCGAUCACCGAGGAAUCUACCGAUGGAUCCUCAAGGAGUACCAAGCGUAGCGUUCGCAGAGCUGUAUCUGCACAAUCAAUGCUAGCAAUUAACAAGGAGCUUCCUUCUCGCCCAUCAACAGCAGGCUCAAUCCAAAGCCGCCGCGAGAAGGUUCGAGACAAGAAGAGGAGAGACGUGGAAGCUGCAAAGGCGUUCAAAGAGUUGCAGCGACGAAAGUCUGAAGAUCAACAGAAAGAAUACGAAGACGGAGAGCAAUCACAAAAUAAUGCAGACGCAGAGGAGAGUCAGCGACCUCAAACGUCAUCCCUGAAUACUCUUAUUCCCAUUGUCGUUGUGGUUGAUCUCCAACCCUCACCUGGAUUGCCAGAAGACAAGAACGGUGGAAAGGUAUCUUCUCCUCCAUCAAGCUCUCACUCUUCACCUGAUAUGAGCCAACUGCGGCUCUCUCGUGAUAUGGAUAGCGAACUGUAUUUACAGCACAAGCGGAACCUGAUGGACAAGCAAAUCCUACGGCUCUAUGACUCGUACCACGAAAACCGUCUCCGAGAUGUAGAGCGCCGUAUACGCCGGCUGGAGCGCAAUGGCGAUGUUUGGUUGCGCGCUCUGGUGCCCGUCCUGGAUGAUAUGAGUCGCAAUAUUAAGACGUCAAACCGCAUCAACAAAGCUGCACAAGUAGAUGGCGAAGGUCGAGGCUGGGCUUCAGAUGACGAGGUCAGCUCAGCAAGCGCGGGACGUAAAGCUCGCAGCUCCAAACGAACCAAGACACCCACAAGGAGAGCCAGCCUAUCCCGAGAUCGGAUCGUGGCAGGACUCAUUGGAGGAAAGCUUGCGUCUGAUGACAGCGAAAGCAGCGACACGAUGAGCAGGGCCGACGAUGUAAGCGGCCUGGGAAUCAUUGAGCCCCUGAUGAGAGAAUUGGCCGGCGAAGCAAGACGGAGACAGGAGCAGAUUGCGGAGAGAACGGCGGAUGACUGGCGUCACAACACUGUGUAG